Messenger RNA from Magallana angulata, 2208 nucleotides. Its product is annotated as spartin-like. Gene Ontology annotation, cellular component: plasma membrane. Gene Ontology annotation, biological process: negative regulation of BMP signaling pathway; cell division. The record is from RefSeq and is a predicted model, not a curated record. The transcript has 8 exons. Bases 110 to 1837 code for a protein of 575 amino acids. Lineage: Eukaryota; Metazoa; Mollusca; Bivalvia; Ostreida; Ostreidae.
AAACAAACAAGCGUCUGCCUGACUGAGACGUUGAUUGUGAAAGUAGAAAUUUUGACUCAUGAUCACGAUUUACGUUUUACAUUUGAGUUGUUUCAGAUAAGUUUUCAAUAUGGCAGAAUGCCAAAUGGAGCGGGAACCAAGGGGAGCAAGAGCGAGACCCCCAAGGCCUCCACCCCUUACCCAGAGCAGAGACAGUGUGACGGAUGCAAAGACAUUUCAGAAGCUUCAUGAUUCUGCAUAUAAAUAUAUCAAUAAAGGACUCGCCUCAGACGAGGUCUCAAACAUCCAAGAAGCCAUAGCUAACUACCAGAAAGGUCUGGAGAAUAUCAGCAAAGGGCUAGAAAUAAACGUGGAAAGUUUGAAUUGUUCUGAAGAUGAGAAAAAUGACUUAAAAAUGAUGCAGCAGAAAAUGACCAAAACAAAACUUCAAAUUGAAUACCGCAUUCAGUCUCUGACACAGACAACAAACGGAGUCUCUGAUUCAAUGGAAGUUGAGGCCCCACCAUCUUAUGAAGAAUCCAUCUCAUCCCCUGGGUCUAUUUCAGAGGAGGCAUUCCUUUCUUUAGGUGACUCAAUUAUGGGUGAACAAUCAAAUGACGAUUCUCUCUCUGCAAAUGCAGAGGAAAUAUUUGGUAUACCUGAUGGGGUACAGAUUUUCUACAUUACCAAGGAAGGGUUUGUCAGUGCACCCUCCUAUCCAUCGUCCCUCAAAAUGGUCCGCUUCACUGACCCCCCACCAGCAGAAGAUCAGAACCGACCUCCAGCCUUUCUCAAAGUUGAUAACUGGAUAUACCCUCUUGUCCCUGGGAUGUCCCCUGCUUUACAUGCAACAAAUGGGUCAUACAUUUUCCCAGAUGUAACAGCUAAUGCAGAAGGAUCUUCUGUUGGGUUGCUGUUACCUCCAGAUGCUACCCCGAGUCAGAGACAUCAGUUUGAGCAAACUCUGGCCUCCCUGACAGCUCUGCUGGAUCAGACUAUGCCUACUGCUCCACCCAUGGAGCAGGAACCUUCAGCCCCUCCCAUGGAAGCAGAAAUGGAAGACAUCCGAGAACCUGCAAAGGUGGGUGUCACUGUGUCUGAAGUAGAGGUGAAGGAGAGGACUGAAGACGGCACAUCCACCAAAAUAGCCAAGGGUAUUACAGUAGCUUCACAGUGGAUCUCUUGGGGUCUAGAGAAAGGAUCAGAAAAGGCCGGACAUUUUAUCAGGGUAGGGUCUAGCAAAAUAAGAGAGCACCUGCAUCCAGAACAGCCAAAACCUAUCGACCCUAAGGUACAGAGGGGGGCUGAGUAUGCCAGAAAGGGAGCCCAUGUUGCUGUAUCUGUCAGCUCGUACCUGGUGACAAAAUUGGGCCAAGCCACAGUGGCAGUAGCAAAAGAAAUGGCCCCUCACAUCCGUAAACAUGGCCAGAAACUCCUGCCUGACUCCAUCAAAAGCAAGACCCCGGCCCCUGGCAGUAAUUCCAAGGUGGACAAAGUUGUAGACGGGGCGGUGGAGGUCGCCGCCUCAGGUCUUAAAGGUUUUGGUACAGUGUACAUGUCACUGGAGUCAGCAGCUAAAGCCCUGGCCAAGAAUCUGGCGAAUGAAACAGUCACAGUGGUCAACCACAAGUAUGGAAGUGAAGCCGCUAAAUUGUCAGAGAACGCGCUGUAUGCAGUGGGAAAUGUUGCCAUGACAGCAUACAAUGUGGAUAAUCUUGGGGUGAAGGCCAUCGCGAAGCGGGCCGCAAAAGACACUGGCAAGGAACUUGUGAAAGAUAUACACAAGGAGUGGAAAGGUGCCAGCAAACCUCCCAGUAUGAGUUACUCCUCUUUGAAUGACCAGCAACACAAGAAGUGAUCAUGGACAUCGUGAUAAUUCUCCUCACCAUAUUGUUAUUAUUUAUUUCUGAAUCAUGUAUCACAUGUUGAACCGUUUUCAUGUUGAGGGUUACAGGAGAAGAUGUAUUUGAAGCGGAUUUCAUUUUCUUAUCAAUUUACAUUUAUGCAUUCUUAUUACAAUGUUGUAAUGUAUUGUAUUCAACAUGUGUAAAGGCAAACAUGAAGAUUCAGUUUAUGUUUACAUGUAUAAGCAAUAGUGUGCAAGUAUUUGCUGAUUGUAAAUUGAAACCAUUUCCACUAGACUUAUGUGAAUGAUGAGCUCUUUCUUGUUAUUUUUUUAUGUAUAAUUACUGUGAUAAAUAAAAAAAUAAAGUUAUUUAAAAAAAUUAA